AUGUCCGCCAAUUCGCCACCGGGAAAGAGCGAAAACGUAGAACCUAUUGAGGAGUCUGUCCCGCCAAAUCCAAUUGAGAACUUAGGUGCUAGAAUCCGUGAUCUAGAUGUGGAUUCUAUUCGUCGUUAUUUGGCUCAAAAGUUAGGAUUUUAUGAGCCGCCAGAAGCAACAACCCCGGUAGAGCAAGUGUUGGAAGAAGUUUCUUUAGAUGGAAUUGUCAAAUGGAUUAAAAGCGAAAAAUGCAAAAACAUAAUAACUCUGUCCGGAGCAGGGAUUUCCACUGCGGCCGGCAUACCAGAUUUUCGGAGUCCAGAAACAGGAUUGUACCAUAACCUGCAAAAGUACAACCUCCCGGAACCACAAGCGAUAUUUGAAAUCAACUUCUUUAGACAAAAUCCUAAACCAUUUUUCACAUUGGCAAAAGAACUGUACCCUGGCACUUUUAAACCAACAGUUUCCCAUUAUUUUAUAAGGCUCCUCCAUGAAAAAGGUCUUCUCCUUCGUCAUUACACACAAAACAUAGACACUUUAGAAAGAGUUGCUGGUAUUCCCGAAGAAAAAAUUGUGGAAGCACACGGAACAUUCUACACCUCACACUGCUUAGAGUGUUGCAAAGAAUAUCCUCUCGAAUUUGUUAAAGAGAUAAUAUUUGCGGAUCAAAUACCAAUAUGCACAGAAUGCCCGGGGAUUAUUAAGCCUGACAUAGUGUUCUUUGGGGAGAGUCUUCCGGAGAGAUUCCAGAGUUGCCUUCAGGAAGACUUCCAGCAAUGUGAUAUGCUUAUUAUAAUGGGCUCAUCACUUGAAGUACAGCCUUUUGCAUCAUUAAUAGAUAUGGUGCCGGAGUGGUGUCCGCGGCUGCUGAUCAACCGCGAGCGCGCGGGCGUGCGAUCGCCGCUGCUGCGCAUGUGGGGGCUGGCGGGCGCCGGCCUGCAGCUGGACGGCGGCGUGCGCGACGUGGCGCGCCUGGGCGACUGCGACGACGGCUGCCGCGACCUGGCCCAGCGGCUUGGGUGGGCGGAGGACCUUGAAACCUUAGUAGCUCGAGAACAUGAUCGUUUGGAACGCGAAGGUCGGAUAACAACUCCUCAAGCAGCAAUACCACACAUUGAAGUAGAAUUAGCCGGACCCAGUGCAGCAGAACCGAAACUGUAG
Parnassius apollo (apollo) is the source of this 1152-nucleotide messenger RNA. The record is from the annotation of a GenBank genome assembly. Lineage: Eukaryota; Metazoa; Arthropoda; Insecta; Lepidoptera; Papilionidae.